This is a messenger RNA of Anopheles bellator, 648 nucleotides long. It is a transcript of the gene mRpS23, whose product is annotated as small ribosomal subunit protein mS23. Gene Ontology annotation, cellular component: mitochondrion; ribosome. The record is from RefSeq and is a predicted model, not a curated record. Gene Ontology annotation, biological process: translation. The transcript is spliced from 3 exons. Gene Ontology annotation, molecular function: structural constituent of ribosome. The coding region runs from base 88 to 588 and encodes 166 amino acids. NCBI's taxonomy places the organism in Eukaryota, Metazoa, Arthropoda, Insecta, Diptera, Culicidae.
UGUUUCAUAACAUCUCCCGCCGGUUCGAUUAAACAUUUGUGUGGUUCUCGCUUUUUAAUAUAUUCAAUACGCUUUAGUACAAAUAGGAUGGCGAAUAGCCGAUUGGAAAAGAUUGGAACCAUCAUAACUCGAACACAAGGGUUGCUUAAAUCCGGUGCAAUGAAGUUUGAUGAGCGUCCACUAUGGUACGAUAUCGUGAUGGCAUUUCCGCCGAAAGACGAGCCACGCUACGAUCGUCCUGCACCAAAUGUACCAAUACGACGGAUAUUUUACGAAGAAGAUAAAAUUCGAGCCAAAUUCCACAAAUCAAACAAGAUUACCUAUGCGGUGAACUUGUCGGACUUCAAAAACCCUACUGCGACGCAGCAAUUUAUCGAGUUAUAUCAAAACUUGUCUACGCAAGGUGCUUUAGAUGAGGAUAAAGUGUAUGAGACAGCAUUAGAUCUGCUGGAAGAUAAAUUGCGUCUACAACGAGAGAAAAAAUCAGUAGCCGAUGAGCCAGCAGUUAUUUCACAGCCAGUGAAAUCAUCCAACGCAAACGUAGACACGGGAAAAACUGUAAAAUUGCAGGAUAUAUUUAACGAUUAGUUAUGUUUGUAUAGCAGAAAGAAUGCAACAGUAAUAAACAAAGUUACGAAAGCUAUAGUA